AUAUAUAUAUAAAAGCUUUUCCUCUUUUGUACAGCCGAAAAAAAGGAAAAAAAGGAAGGCCCAAAAAGACCGAGCGAGCGACUUGGCUUCUCCGACAAACCCCUGUUUUUCUCUGCCGUCGAACCCAAAGGUACAACAAAUGGCACUCCAUAAAUAAUUUUCGACAAGAAGAAGACAAGGCCUGCUGCACAUGUUAUUGCUCAGAGAAGAGCUUUGUGUCUGAAUUUUAGUGCCCUAGAAAAAUACAUUGGUUAGUUUGGUUGCUGAUGUGGCCUUUGUAUAUUAUUCUUAAUAAAUUUUUGAAAACGGAAGAAGAAAAUGGUCGAGGACCAGAUGGGGAUCACUCGACUGCAGUUGAAGCCUAUUCAUUUGAACGGUCAUUGAUUAAUGAUAAAUACAAUGAUGCAGUCCUGCCUCACUCACACUUCAUUGAAGUACCACUCAUAAACCAGCAAUGCACAUGGGAUUGUGGUCUUGCUUGCGUUUUGAUGGUUUUGAGAACCCUUGGCAUUGGUAACUGCGAUAUUCAGGAACUGGGGGAACUCUGCAACACAACUAGCAUUUGGACUGUUGAUUUGGCUUACUUGCUGCAGAAUUUUUCUGUUCAUUUUUCUUACUUCACAGUAACUUUAGGAGCAAACCCAAAUUUUUCUGUGGAGACAUUUUACAAGGAGCAAUUGCCUAAUGACCUAGUGAGAGUAGAUAUGCUAUUUCAAAAAGCACUGGAAGGUGGAAUGAAUAUACAGUGCAGGUCAAUUAGUGGAGAAGAAAUCUCUCUCUUGAUCUUGUCAGGAAAAUAUAUUGCAAUUGCUUUAGUUGACCAGUAUAAAUUAAGUCAGUCUUGGCUGGAGGAUGCUUGGGUUUCUGGCUUCUAUAGUGGCAGCUCAGGCUACACUGGUCACUAUGUUGUAAUAUGUGGCUAUGAUGCUCUGACAGAUGAGUUUGAGAUUAGAGAUCCAGCGAGCUCUGGGAAACAUGAGAAGGUCACAUCAAAGCGCCUAGAAGAAGCUCGCAAAUCCUUUGGAACUGAUGAAGAUCUUCUCUUGAUAUCUUUGGAGAAGGGAGAGAAUCAGAACACCCAUUCGGUACAGCUCUCUUCGCUCAUCACUUUUGAUAGAUGACAUUCUUGUAUUUUAUUUACUCGUUCAUCCAUUCAUUACAUAUAUAUAUAUAUAUAUAUCAUUAUUUGUCGAUGUAUAAUUUGCGCCUGUAGCCAAUUUUAGUGUGAACUUAUAGGAUAAUAAUCCCUGUAUUUAGGUGUCCAUGUAUGUCUUAGUUCAAAUUAUUCAACUUAAAUAUUGUUGUAAUAAUUAUAUUGUAUACAUGUAAGCGAGUAUGCAAUUGUUUCUUCAGUAGGAAGGCUGCACUAUCAAACCAAUUUGGAAGCUGGUCUGCUCCACAUUGAUUAAAUUUGAGAUUGAUCCCUUUUCUUCUUUUC
Messenger RNA from Camellia sinensis, 1438 nucleotides. Its product is annotated as guanylyl cyclase 1. The record is from RefSeq and is a predicted model, not a curated record. NCBI's taxonomy places the organism in Eukaryota, Viridiplantae, Streptophyta, Magnoliopsida, Ericales, Theaceae.